UUUGUGCGUUUUCAGAGUUUCAGGCUAAAUAUGGCUGCGACUGACAGCUCAGGAGGGUCGUCAAGUCCUGUCAAAGUCGGAUUUAACUUGAACAAAACGUCGGAGAAAUGGAAACGGCACAUAGUUCUACAGCUCAGACAUCGGGACAAGACUCAGAAGUUCAUGUUCCAGGAUGUCAUAAGCUCGUAUAUCAAACUGUUAGACAGAUCCAACCAGAAAGCUCAGAUUACACAAGGCUUUCAAAAGGAGGCGCUAGGCCGAGCUGACAGCACUACCAUAUACACUGUUUUUAAAUAUGCCUUUUUAAAAGUGCUCAAACAUCACAAAUGCUUAACCAAGGUAGAAUUCCAGGGCGUCCGUCCAGAAAUUGUACAGCAGGCAGCACCAAGAACCACAUCAUGCGACUCCAAAGAGCUAAUGCUUGCCAGACAUCAGGAUAUAGUGACAGAGCUUCGGAAGACUGGGGGAGAGUUAGCUUACCAGAUUGUGGAACUGAACCAGAAGGCUAAACUCAAAGACUCUGUAUUGGAAGAGCAACAUACCAGUUUGUCUGAGCUGAAGAGGCGGUUGGGAGAGGUGGAGGAUGAGUGGAGGAGCCUGCAAAGCCGUAUCCAGGUGGUGGAGGGAGGGAACCGGGCUUUGAAACAGACGUACGAUACCCUGCUGCAGCAGCACCAGGAGCUGGACGAUAAGUAUCGGCAGGAAAAAGUACAAGGCUCCGAGCUCCUGGAGGAUCUUAUUCGAGUGAAGGAGUUGGCGGCUGAGAACAUGAACCACAAGAACGAGCGGAGGGUGCGGGCAAAAGAGGCUAGUCUAAGAAAGGAACUUGCCACGGCUGCAAAAAAGGCAGUAAAUAUUGACAUUGGUUUUGAAAAAGCAGAGCCAACUGACUCAGGGGCUCAAAAGGGAGCAUUUCUGGGAGAAGAGAGACUUGAAAGGCGACAGACAAGACCCUUUAGAUCUGCCUCGUUUACUUCACCUAAGAUUUUUGAUUCCAUAAAGGAAUUAUUUGAUUCCAAAAUAAAGAAGAGAGGGCACUCUGUAAGCAGUCUGAAUGAUGAUGUUCUUUUGCCCAUGGCGGUCUGUGUUUCAGCGAGGAUACCUGCGAAACCACUGCAUGUCCUGGAAGCACAUGAAUUAGGGAUCAAUGCUGUGAAGUUUAGUCCAACGUCUAAGCUGUUGGCUACAGGAGGCACAGACUGCAUCAUUAAGCUGUGGGACGUGAUUGGAGGAAAGCUGCACAGCGCAGGAACGCUGGAGGGCAGUAAUGAAGGGAUAACAAGCAUAGAGUUUGACCCGACUGGGACCAAAGUUUUAGCUGCCUCAUAUGACAAGUCAGCUCUGUUUUGGAAACUGGAUGACUCUGCACCUAAAUUCACAUUGACCGGUCAUUCUCGCAAAGUGACAUCAGCCAAAUUUAAAUCAAGUUUUCGUCAGGCUGUGACUGGCAGUGCGGAUCGAACCGUGAAGAUUUGGGAUCUACAAAGGGCUGCCUGCGUGAAGACCAUCAAUGUUUUCUCCUUCUGCAGUGAUGUCGUCUGCUCAGAGUACUUUAUUGUGAGUGGGCACUUUGACAAGAAGAUACGGUUCUGGGACAGCAGAGCUGCAAGCUGCACGCAAGAAGUCCCUCUCCAGGGAAAGGUGACAUCGCUGGAAAUCAGUCCUGACCACACACAGCUGCUGAGCUGCUCCCGGGACGAGUGUCUUCAGGUGAUUGACCUCAGAAUGAACAACAUCAGGAAAUCUUUCAGGUCUGAGGGGUUCAAGUGUGGCUCUGACUGGACAAAGGCAAUAUUUAGUCCUGAUGGGAGCUAUGUGACUGCAGGGUCUUCAAAUGGGGCUGUCUAUGUCUGGAAUGUGAACUCGGGACUUCUGGAGACCUGCCUACCUGAACAACACAGCUCUUCUGUUAAUGCGGUUUCCUGGUCCUUGUCUGGGGAGUAUGUUGUAAGUGUGGACAGAAGUAGAAGAGCUGUCCUCUGGAGUGACAUAUGAGCUUGACUCAAGGGACAGAGGAAUUAAGACAGAUGUUACAGAGCGCAAGAACCACUGGCCCAUUCCGAAGCCAGUAACAACUCUAUCAACCGACAACACGAGCCAAAAGAAUGAUUUCCAAAAAUCCACUUCCAAAGACGGUGUUGAGUUCUCUAUGAUGUGUCCAACUUUGGACAAUCAUCUUGAAGCUGAUUCCUGGCAGGAUGUUGGCUUUUUUUUGGGGUGGGGGUACUUGAACAAAGCAACUGCAUAAUGGAAAAUGUGCUAAACUCUUGGCCAUAUAAAGUGGAGGAUGGUCAUGCAAACAACUGUUUGUUGGGUGCAGCCAACCUUAUUAUCCCAUUGAGAAAAUGACAGCAGUAAUGCUAUGAAGAAAAUCCCACUCUUAAGAAUUCUUUAUCAAGGAACUCAGUGAGGAUUUUAGAGGGCACUACAAAGCCAUUUUUCAUAUUAAGUAAAUGGUUACUGUAUAUAUAACAAUAACAUAUGCAUUUUUAUAUAGCGACUUUCAUAGUGGACCACCAUCACAAAGCACUUUACAGAGGUAGGCUGUGAACUGUGCAUUAUAGGACACUGAUUUAACAUCUCAUCUGCAGGAUGGAGCACAAGGAGGUUAAGUGACUUGCUCAGGGUCACACAGUGAGUCAGUCAUUGGGAUUUGAACCAGUGACCAUCGGUGGCAGAGGUAGGAUUUGAACCGGUGACCUGUUUAUAAGCCCAGGACUUUAACCACUGGACCACACUGCCUCCUUAUGCCCAUUCUAUAUGCACAUUCUGUCGAUAUUGUGUAUUAUUUCUAUUGACUGACCAGUUUCAAGCUCACCCAAAGUGCCUGAAGCAUGGCCCAAAAGCAGGGCAUUCUACAGAAAGAGAAAGUACUUUAGUCAUUAACUAUGUUCAAUAUACUCUGUUUUGUAGUGCAAGCCUACAGUUGUCUUAAAGUGGAAUACGCAAUCUUUUAAUUCAUGGUCAAAGUAGGAUUUGAAUCAAGACAACUUUUAGGCACGACUGCUGCCCAGUCAUAAAAUGAAGGUGAGUGUUAGAUGAGGUUUUUUAUAUGUUGAUAGUAUUAUUAUAGUCAUGGAUGGCUUUAUGCUAAUGAAUGCCAUAACCCAAGGCACUUAUAAAAAUGGCUGCUUUAUAAUUAAACAUAACCUGCUCAUUGAUUUUUAUUUUGGCAUUCAUAGAUGUGUUAUGGUGGUGGUCAUCAAAUCAAUAAAAUUACAAGAGGCAUACUCAUUUAUCAUACUCAUUUGUAUCAGCAAAACUAUACAAACCUCACGGUAGAAGCACCUUUCGAAUUUCAUCUUGUGAGUGAAAAUGAAAAAGGAGGAAAACUUUGAACAAUGUCUUUAUUUUGAAUGUUUUGUUUCUUUUCCAUUUUACUGUGCUGGGUGUAGUGAGAGCAAUAAUGGCAGCAGCUUGUUAUGUUACUCACUUGUGUGUGCUUUAAGAAACAUAGAAUAUAUCAAAUACCAUAUAGGUCAGAAAACAUUAUUAUCACACAGUAAUACAGGAUGUCUCUCAUUGGUUUUGGCCUGGUAAUGCACUCAUGGCUGUGCCACUCUUGCAUUACUGCCCCAAAACCAACUUGAGACAUAUUAUUCUGUGAUAAUAUAUUUUGAUCCAUACAUUGUUCUAUUUAUAAAUGUCAUUGUCAAAGGUACCUAAUGGUGUACGGUUUUGUAUUUGGUAUGCCCCACUUUUGUUUGGGAUGAAUAUGUAUUUUUUUAAUAAUGUUUUCAUUGUAUGAAAAUUGUCCGAAAGGGAGUUGUUCAAAAAACAAAAUAAGAUAAAACACUGUGGCCAAUUGAUAUGGUAACUACUAGGCAGUGGCUAGAAGCUGAUUUACAUAGUACUUAAUGAUUUAAUAUUUUGUUUCACAAUUUGCACUUCAAAAAGGAAAUCACAGAGAAACACCACUUGUUUACUCAUGAGAUCAGAUGUAGCCAAUUUGCAUGCCACUGACAAGUGAUAUAUCAGAGGCUUUAUCUUGGGAAUUGCUUCGGCAUUUAUUACAAUACAUUGUUCCAUGGUUUGGAUUUAACUCUGUAAACAGGUUUUGGGUAAAAACACAAAACAAAUAAUGGAAAAUAUGAAAUGUAUACAUAUUGAGAGAGUUCGGUGGUACUAUACUGUGCCACAGGUGACGAUUUAGUUUUGUCACAAAAAAGUUUUAAUGAAAGUUUGGCACUUCAACUUAGGAGACCAGUUUGCUCAUAUUUAUGUAAAAAAAUCAAGUUUUAAUGUCUGUGGUUGUGCUUUAAAAAUUCAGAGACAUUAUUGUUUCCUUAUUGUUUCUUAGCAUUCCACAGCCAGAAGCGAUGAUAUAAUCAGGUAUCUUCAUGACUUUAGAAGUAGCUACGAUAUAAGUCAGCUGGAAGAGACAAUAUAAUGUCAGUGCCAUAUUUUCAGUGCCAUAGUUUGCAGUUACUCUGAAGUGAAGCAACCACAGUAAUUGGGUUUGAGAUCUAAUUUGUACUGAUUCACUCAUACCUAGUUAAACAACGGUUUGCCCAAUGUGGCAGAGAGAAUUAUUCAUGACCGAAGGUAUUGCUGGAUUUAGUUUACCACAUUCUGUGAACUGUAUUCUGUGUGUUCUAUGAAAAUCCUGCACAAUGUUUGGGUAAUGUUUUCCUCGAGAGUGUAUGCGUUGUGUAAUAUUAUUGUCUGUAUCUUAUGCAUGUAUCAUAGUUUUAAUAUGACAGGUAAGGGAAUGUAUCCUUGAUCAUCCACUCCCUCUGGAAGGACAGCUGGAAAAAGGUUGUUAGGUUGUUAGCUCAGCACAGCUCACUGUUGAGGAAAGUGCAUUCACACUACGAGAUUCGGAAGAGAAAAUGGAAGUCUGACUUUCUUGUGGGAAUGUUAAUAAAUGUGCAUAAGGGGUGCAAUACAAAUAGCUUAAAGGACUUAAACUCCUGUUGCUAGUUUUCUGUAGCAUUCUAUGCAAAGUCUGUAAUUCAAGAAAUCCUAAGUAAUCCUAUAUAUUAAUUAAACUAUGUGAUACAUACAAGAAUAUAUAGGGUUACAUAGGCACUUAUAUAGGUAAUUUCAGACUCUACCUACAACAAGGGAAUACAUAUGCUCAGCCUUCAUUACAGUAUUAACUGAAUAUUUUUCGACAGCACUACUUUUACUUGCAAUAUACUUCUUUCAAAGGGAAUGGCAAUACAGAAUUUACCAUGUCGAUGUUCUUGAGAGUUUCUGUAGGUUUAUUAAAAACAGGUCAACUUGGCUGUUCAGGAAAAGGGAUCCACUCUGUUUAAAGACUUGUACUGUAGGUACACGUCUGCUUUGUAGCCAUUCGGAUGGGAAAAUAUAUCUGGGGGAUACAAACAGUCUGUUGAUGUGUUACUUUGAUUGCAAAUAAACAGUAAUUGCAACAUG
Molecule: messenger RNA, 5382 nt
Organism: Acipenser ruthenus (sterlet)
Lineage: Eukaryota; Metazoa; Chordata; Actinopteri; Acipenseriformes; Acipenseridae
Product: protein Atg16l2-like
Exons: 19
Coding region: 31-1995 (654 amino acids)
Biological process (GO): negative stranded viral RNA replication; autophagosome assembly
Cellular component (GO): autophagosome membrane
Molecular function (GO): protein binding
Source: RefSeq, a predicted model, not a curated record